AUGAAGAUGGCUUCACGCAAAGCUCUGAUCGAACUUAUAGCUAGUUUUUGUUUUUUGAGCUCGUUUGUUCUUCUUGGUACAUCAACAAGGCAAAUCAAUCAACAACGAGAUUUGGUUUCCUUCGCAUGUAACAAUACCCUUUACGUUGAAGAGUGCUUAUCAUCGUUACGAUCAGAACCUCUAAACGAGACAUCCGAUCUCAGAGGCCUCGCGAGUAUAGCAUUGAAUCUGAGCAUCGCUCAUGGAGAGGAAACAAAAGGUUACAUUGAUGAUCUGAAGUCGAAAAGUGGAAGUGAAUCCAGAUGUUUGAAUGAUUGCACAGAAGAAUAUGCCGAUGCGGUUCAAAAUCUGGAAGAUUCAGUACAUGCGCUAAGGAUUAGGUAUUAUGAUAAGGUGACCACAUUGGUUUCGGCUGCAAUGACUGAUUCUGAUACGUGUGAGGAUUGCUUUGGGGAGACGGAAGAGAGGGAGUCUCCCCUGACUGAGAGAAACCAGUAUUUUCACAAGUUGUGUAGUAAUUUCCUGUCAAUCACUAGCCUUCAGUUUUGA
This is a messenger RNA of Pistacia vera, 549 nucleotides long. Its product is annotated as putative invertase inhibitor. The record is from RefSeq and is a predicted model, not a curated record. The transcript has a single exon. NCBI's taxonomy places the organism in Eukaryota, Viridiplantae, Streptophyta, Magnoliopsida, Sapindales, Anacardiaceae. Gene Ontology annotation, molecular function: enzyme inhibitor activity. The coding region runs from base 1 to 549 and encodes 182 amino acids. Gene Ontology annotation, biological process: negative regulation of catalytic activity.